AUGAAGAUGAAUACUAAAGUUAGCAGUCUUUUUCCUACAUUAGUCUUUUUAGCUUUCUUUCAUCUUUCUUUUGUUUCUUGUAGAAAAAUAAUAAGCAAUGUUGGUGAAGAUGGCUUCACUCUUGAUUUUAUCCACCGCGAUUCUUCUCGUUCACCUUUCUACAACCCAUCAAACACUCAAUCAAACCGCCUUCGAAAUGCCUUCCAUCGAUCAGUUUCACGUGCUUCUUUUUUCAGUAAAAAUUCCCUUGCUACUACCAACACAAUCCAAUCGGAUAUUUAUCCAAUCCCGGGAGAAUACCUCAUGAAACUCUCCAUUGGAACUCCACCAGUGGAAAUUCUAGCCAUAGCCGACACUGGCAGUGACUUAACAUGGACGCAAUGCAAGCCUUGCAUUAAUUGUUUCAAACAAACAGCGCCUCUUUUUGAUUCCAGAAAAAGCUCUACUUAUAAAACCGUAGGUUGUGACACUAAAGAAUGUGCAUCAACUGGUUAUUCUUGUGUGAGAGGAAAUGUUUGUGAAUAUCAAAUGAAUUAUGGUGAUGCAUCACACACUGUUGGUGAUCUUGCUUUUGAAAAAUUCACUUUUCCUUCUACUUCUGGCAAAAAUGUAUCAAUUCCUCACGUUGCCUUUGGUUGCGGUCAUGACAAUGGUGGAACAUUUAUGAAGUAUACUUCUGGCAUUAUUGGCUUAGGGGGUGGCGAAGUUUCAAUUAUCAACCAAUUGAAGAAACAAAUCAAUGGGAAAUUCUCUUAUUGUUUGAUCCCAUUGCAAUCAUCAAAUUCCAAUUUCACAAGUCACAUCAACUUUGGGAGUAGUGCCAUCGUGUCUGGCAAUAAAGUAGUUUCAACUCCUUUGAUAAAAAAGGAAUCAUCCACGUUCUACUAUCUAAAUUUGGAAGGUGUGAGUGUCGGCAAUAAGACAUUGGAAUUCAAAUCUUCUAAAAUUGGUUCUUCCUCUAUUGGUGUUGGUGGUGAUGAAGGUAACAUUAUAAUCGAUUCUGGUACGACGUUAACGCUGUUGCCUAACGAUUUUUACUUGAAUUUGGAAUCGAUGUUGGUUGAUUCAAUCCGUGCUACUAAGAAGGACGAUCCAUCAGGGACUUUUGGUCUAUGUUACGAGUCUGAGAAUGGUACUAUCGAUGCUCCAACUAUUGUUGCACAUUUUACAAAUGCGGAUUUAGAGUUGGCGCCUUCGAGUACCUUUGCGGAAGUGGAGGAAGGUUUGGUUUGUUUGACAAUAGUGCCAGCACAGGAAAUUGCUAUUUUUGGAAACUUGGCACAAGGGAAUUUCCUAAUUGGAUAUGAUCUUGCGGCUAAGAAAGUGUCCUUUAAGCCUACAGAUUGCACUAAGUACUGAGGAUUAACUAGAUAAAUUUCUGGAUCAAAUGGGGUUGAAAGUUAUGUAAUGAAUUUGGCUUUAGCUAACUAGUGUUAUUUUUUUCCUUCUUCGUUGUUAGUCUUUUGC
This is a messenger RNA of Lycium ferocissimum, 1467 nucleotides long. RefSeq names its product aspartic proteinase CDR1-like. Gene Ontology annotation, biological process: proteolysis. Bases 1 to 1359 code for a protein of 452 amino acids. NCBI's taxonomy places the organism in Eukaryota, Viridiplantae, Streptophyta, Magnoliopsida, Solanales, Solanaceae. The record is from RefSeq and is a predicted model, not a curated record. Gene Ontology annotation, cellular component: extracellular region. The transcript has a single exon. Gene Ontology annotation, molecular function: aspartic-type endopeptidase activity.